CCUCACCUUCAUCUGCCCUAACCUAACCUAACCUCAUCUCACCUAACCUCACUUCACCUCCAUGUGCUUUUCUUCUUCUUUCACCUUCACCUUACCUUCACCUGUCCACUACAGCUGUUAAUCCCUAAUACUUGAAACCAUACAUCUCUCCUACUUCUUCCAACUAUUUCUAUAUUUCUUAUCACUAUCUAUUUUUUAGCAUUUCAUUUCCUUACUUUCCCAACAACAACAGUCUAUCUCUCCCACCUUUUGUCCUUUCAAUCUUACAUAUCUUUUAUCACCAACUCUUUCAAGGAUUUCAUUUCUUAACUAUUCCCAACAUUUAUAUUCAGGUUCCUUCUAAAAAUGUGCCCAGACUCACUCACCAAUCUUCUCAGCUUCCUCUUUGAAUGAGCUGCCAGGGCUGUAUUAUCAGUCAGUAGCAGCUGGUUCAGAUCCCACACCCUUUUCUCCCCUCUGAUCAAACUCAGGUCCCUACAUAAUGCUCUCAUGUCUACUUCCCUUACUGCAUCAUUCAUAUACAAGAUUGAUAGCCACAGUGACAUUGCAAAAGCUAUCAUGUGACCUUCCUCUGACUGGGAAAAACUCACCUUACACCAUUACCAAGUCUCACACAUGCCCUGCUAUUUGUGUAGAAGCUCUUCAUUGUGCCCAUCUCUGUAUGUUUUCCCAUCCCAUAGUUCCUUCCUGUCGAUCUUGUCAUAUCCUUUCUCCAACUCCAUGAACACCAAAACAAUUCCUUAUCUUUCCCAAUAAACUUUUUUACAAAUCUGUCUUCCUGCUAAAAAAAAAUCUAGUCCACAAUAGUCUCUUUCCUAUUUAAAACCUCUUUGGUCCUCUUGGAUGUUAUUUUCUGUCUCCUCUCUUAAAGGGCCCCAUACAUGCUCAGACGUCACAUACGGCUGCCUAAACAGUCGGCCUGACAGGCGGCGGAGUGUCAUCCACUUAUGAUAGCAGCUAUUGCAGUGACCUAGUUAUCAAAAUGAAUACAUCUCUUUGCUGUUGCUGUCUCUUGGAAGUCUUUUCAUUAAAAAGCAAGGCACAUGCAUGCAUGAGGCCAUAUUACCUCAUCACAGGCUAACAGCUUUACAUUUUUCUGCAAGCAAGUCAUAUGCUGUAUUUUAUCUAUUUAUUUUAUUCAUUUAUUUAUUUUUUCAUUUCUUAUUUCUUUUACUUUUAUCCAAAUAGUCUUGAUUUUAUUUUCCAGAGACAUGGAUUCUCCUUGUAACUAGUCAACAUUUUAGUAAUUAUUCACAACUCAUGCAUUUUUAAACCAGGUAUCAACGGUGCAAAACACAGCACUCACAAUGAACAUCUACAAGUAUAGAGUACACUUAAGUAGAUAAAAUGAUACCAGGAGGAACUGCCACAAUAUGGAUGAAUUUGUCCCUACACACUGUGGUGAGGAGGGGUGGCAUCAGAAUACUGUACACAAGGAGCCACUACUGGUAUGUGAGCUUGGUGAGGAACAGCACAGGUGGACUGGGUAUUUCAUUAUUAAUUUCAAGAACACCAAAGUACACCAAGAAAGUACCUCAUUAUUUCAGCAGUGGUGAUGGGGGACUCCAGCCAAGACACUGGUGACAUGGGUGAGUGUGGUGACAUAGAUCUGGACACACUGACUGCGAUGCUGGAUGAGGAUGGCAUGGGUGAGCCAGAGGAUGAGGCUGUGAGUGGCUGCAGUGACCCAGAGCCCUCCACCCUGAAUGAUCUGGGUUUAGUGCUCUCAGAUGAGGAGGAGGAGGACCAUCCAGCUCCCUCCAGCAGCACUCCAGCUUCUGCGUUCAGUGCUGCCUUCUCACAGUCCAAGUUUUCCAAAGCCCCCUCUGGAAAGGAUGACAGUGGCACCACACCGGUCAUUGACCCGCUAGAGUCAGAGCUGAGGGAGAUGGAGGCUCGGGUGAGGCUGCUGCGGGAGAAUCUUGCCAAAAAGAAAAAGUUGGAAUCUUGUGACUCUAUUUCAUUCACCAAGUUGACCACCACGCCUGACCAGACCAGGAGAACAAACAGCCGGACUCUCUCGGCCUCAGAAGAGUUAGCCCUGCGCAAGAAUCUGAAGCGUAAGAGUGAACUGCACUCCGGAGACACCGACUCAGAGGAUGAGGAGGACAACCGCACCCCCAUGGAGCAACGGUAUAACUCCAAUGGCAGGGACAUAAAGCGCAGGAUUGCCCACGAGUCAAAGGUCCAGGCUAGUGGAAGGAUAGAGAAGGCACUGUCCAGCAACAAUAAGACUGUCAGUGCUGCAGACAAGCCAGGAUGGAAGGCUGGUGAGGGGGCACUGGUCAGCAUUGGCAGGAGUGGUGGUAGGACCAGUGGUGCUACAACCUCCCACCUUACAGAUGAAAAUGUGACUUUGGAUGCAUAUUCAGGAAUCAGAAUCAUCAACCCACUGGUGUCUCAGCAAGCCAUGCGGGAGAGAAUGGAAGGAAGACGCAUGGUGCGGCUGUCCACCAUUAAACUCCAUCUCCGUGGUGGGGAGAUCGAGGGGGACUGGGCCACCAUAGCAGUCCUUGUAGCCAAAGGCAACCCCAAGGAUUCCCAGAAGGGAUCAAAAUACUGCAUUUGGAAGCUGAGUGAUCUGUCAGAUUGCACCAAGACUGCUGCAUUCUUCCUUUUCGGCAGUGCUUACAAGGCUCUGUGGAAGCACAGUGUGGGCACAGUUUUCGGCGUCCUCAAUCCAAAAAUUAUGAAGGACAAGCCUGGUGAUGGUGGAUUCUCCGACAUGAUCUCCCUCUCCGUAUUUGAGCCUCAAAGAGUCAUGAUAAUGGGCAUGUCCAAGGACUUAGGUUGGUGUAAGGGCAAGACUAAGAUGAAUGAACCGUGUCGAUGCUUUGUCAACAAGUCUUCGUGUGAGUUUUGCGUGUAUCAUAUCCAGCGGGAGUAUCAGAAGACGGCAUCAAAGCGUGCUGUCAUACAGAGCUCCUUCACUCGUGUGGACCCCAAACGACGCCUCCAGGAGAGGGUGCUGGGGAAAGACCAGGUGUUUUAUGGUGGACAGCUGUACACUUCCCCAUCACCUGUAUCUACUCCAAAGCAGCAACGAGCCAACAGAAGCAAAGACUUAGCCACUCUCAACUCCCUUAAGACGCAGAUGAAGGCACAGGAGCUCAAGGCCAAGGACAAGGACAAGCUGAAUAUUCCUAAGCACUUCAAUGAAGGGGAAUCCUCUGCCAUCCAGCACGUGGCUCAAAAGAAUGAAUUUCUGGGCGAGAAAUUACUGGCACCCACACCUGGUGCUCGGAACCUCUUGAAGCACAUGGUCAAGGAGGACACUGACAAGAAGGUUGCAACUGGAGCCGUCCGCAGCAUUACUCCAAAAGAACUACUAGACAUGACUCACAAAAACAUGCUAGCAAUGAGGAGACAGCAAGAGCAAAACCUGAAAGGAAAGAAGUCUUUAAGCUCAUCGGUGAGUCUCCCCUCUCUGUCCUCGGCCAGCCUGUCACUACCACCUCAGCUAGCCAGGGGAGUCAAGCCUGGGGAGGAGGUAGAUCUUGGCUUCUCAUAUAAACAACUUGAUGCUGCCAAGGCAAAGGCAAUGGCACUGAUCCAGAGAAAGGGAGGGCUUCUCUCUGCAAAACCCAAUGCAGUCAAGAAUAAGGACAAGGCUACGCUUCCAGAAUUUCAGAGCAAAAUACAGAAACGUCUUAACUCUUCGGAUGAUGAUGUGACUGAUGAAGCAUGUAAAGAAUCUAAGCUGACUGAAGCUAUGAAGAAUAGCAAAGGUCGGUCCAGCCUUGGCUCACUGGAUAUAAAUUCAGAUAAAUUCAAGGACAUGAUGGAGAAGAAAUCCCGUCACAGCAACCUUAUUGAUGUGGUAGAGAAUCAGGCCAUGGAGAAGUAUUAUCAAGGAUUGGAGAAAAGAGAGAUGCUGGAAGAGAAGCUUUCCUCUGUCAUGGAGAUCAGCAUUACUGCCUAUGUUUGCGUUAAGUGUAGAUACAUGUCUGAAAAGGCCUCAGAUCUCUGCAAAGAAGAGAAUCAUCUGCUAAAGACUGUUACUGCUAAGAAGAGAUUUUUUGAGUGCAAGAACUGCAAGCAACGCACAUCAUCUUUAGACAAACUGCCAAGGAAAGCGUGCGGCAACUGUGACCAUAGCUCGUGGUGUCGUGUGUCCAUGGGCAAGAUCAAGAAAGGACCCAAACUGGACUCUGAAAUAUUAAGUCUGAGAGGUGAUGAACUUAAGAAUUAUAGUGGCAGCAGUAAUCAAGUGUAUCUUCAUGUUUGAAUAGUGCUACAAAGGUGCCACAAAAUUAUUACAAAGAAGGCAUUUCUCUUAAUAAUGCUGUUGUCCAUCUUAUGAAGAAGACUAUCCACAGUUCACUAAGAUAAGUUGGGCAGUAUUUGUAAUGUAAAACUUUUAGCCAUUGAAAUGAUGUCAUGGAUUUUAAUGUAAUUAAUCUGAUAGCUUCAUUUGGCCUAUUGCAUAUUAUUGAAAGAAAAAUUUUAUUCUUAUUAAUAUCUAUAGUGUUUAUCCAUCUUAUAUUUUUCUGCACAUGGAUAAUGAUCUGCCUUGCAUAUUUUAUUAUAUAUAUAAAGAAAGGUGUGUCAAAAUAAAUCCAUGAUACCUGAAUAACCUGAAGGAGAUCAGCAUUUAUGUGGUAGUACAAAUACAGAGGAGGCAGUAUUCUUAAACUACAGAGUGUGUGACUGGGCUGUCCCCAACACGGGAAAUGUUAACUAAUUAUUGAUAUCUUGUAUCAUAUGGCAAUGGGCAGUGUUGGUUGUAAGUAAAGUAUGUUGUGUGCAGAGAACCCUCACUAGUUAUAUGUAAUUGAAAGAAAUUUUUAUCAACUGAAUGAAAUACAGAUCAUAUAUGAAUAUAUAAUGAUAUUACAUACAUACUAUAACUAUGUAUGUGUGUAUAAUUUGUGAAUUAAAGAAAGAAAAUUUUGUAGUGACAAAUUGAAAUGUUUGAAUUGUGACAUCACUUCCAGCUGGAGGCUCAUGACUACUGCUGUGAUAGGAGAGAACAUCCAUCUCCAGGACCAUUUUUUUUAUAUUUAUACGUGUAUUUUAAACUUACCAGAGAAACUUUAUAACUUUGUUAAUAAAAAAAAAUUGCAA
This is a messenger RNA of Portunus trituberculatus (swimming crab), 5067 nucleotides long. It is a transcript of the gene Mcm10, whose product is annotated as protein MCM10 homolog. Gene Ontology annotation, cellular component: replication fork protection complex; nucleus. Lineage: Eukaryota; Metazoa; Arthropoda; Malacostraca; Decapoda; Portunidae. The record is from RefSeq and is a predicted model, not a curated record. The transcript is spliced from 16 exons. Bases 1556 to 4228 code for a protein of 890 amino acids. Gene Ontology annotation, molecular function: single-stranded DNA binding; DNA replication origin binding. Gene Ontology annotation, biological process: DNA replication initiation; DNA replication.